Aegilops tauschii subsp. strangulata is the source of this 1868-nucleotide messenger RNA. RefSeq names its product protein NRT1/ PTR FAMILY 5.10. NCBI's taxonomy places the organism in Eukaryota, Viridiplantae, Streptophyta, Magnoliopsida, Poales, Poaceae. Gene Ontology annotation, cellular component: membrane. Gene Ontology annotation, molecular function: transmembrane transporter activity. Gene Ontology annotation, biological process: transmembrane transport. The record is from RefSeq and is a predicted model, not a curated record.
AAAAAUAUACCGCCCAGAGCAGCUGUAACCUGCAGGUACACCAGCAGAAGGCACACACUGAAUAAUAGAUCACGCACCGGCACCACCUCCGGCCAGAGCGCCAAGGCGCGAAGCGAUGGAGUCAGGCGAGCCACUCCCGCGUCGCGACGGCCGCCGCGGCGGCUGGCGCGCCGCGCUCUUCAUCGUCGCCGUCGGCUUCUUGGAGCGCAUCGGGUUCACCGGCGUGGGGGGCAACCUGAUCACGUACCUGACCGGCCCGCUGGGCAUGUCCACCGCGGCCGCGGCCGCCGGCGUUAACGCGUGGUCCGGGACCGUGCUGGUGCUGCCGCUCGUCGGCGCGCUCGCCGCCGACUCGCGCCUCGGGCGCUACCGCGCCGUCCUGAUCGCCGGCGUGCUCUACCUGCUGAGCUUGGGAAUGCUGACGGUCUCAUCCAUGCUGCAAACGCCGCAACCGCAUCCUGCCGGCUGCCACAGCACAGCCAGCACCUGCUCGCCGCCGAUCUCGGCAUCAUCGCCUGCCCGGCUCGCCUUCUUCUACACCGCGAUCUACCUGCUAGCGCUGGCGCAGGGCUUCCAUAUGCCAUGUUCGGAGGCUCUGGGCGCGGACCAGUUUGAUCCCAGCGUGGGCGCGUCCCGGAGCUCCUACUUCAACUGGUUUCACUUCUCCAUAUCGUGGGGCUACGCCAUCGCGGCGAUCGUGAUCACCUACAUCGAGGAGAAUGUCGGCUGGACGGAGGGGUUCGCCGUGUGCUGGGCCACCAUGGUGGUGUACCUCGUCGUCUUCUUGCUCGGCACGAGGACUUACCGUGUAGAGCAGCCCGUGAACAGCAGUUCCUUGGCGCAGCUCACCAAGAAGCUCACAUUUUUCCGAACUGACGAUGCCACCACUGACACACAACGGCUUUUGGCGACGGGUGAGAACAUGGACGACAACAGGUUCCUCGUUAAGCUGCUUCCUAUCUGGUUGUCAAGCAUAGUCAUCGCCGCAGCCACCUCGCAGGUCUCCACCCUGUUCACCAAGCAGGGCAGCACGAUGGACCGGCGGCUGGGCGCGGCCACGGGCAUCGUCGUGCCGCCCGCGGCGCUGCAGAGCUUCGUGAGCUUCACCUACAUCGCGCUGGUCCCCGUCUACGACCGCGCCCUCGUGCCCUUCGCGAGGCGCCUCACCAGGCACCCCGCGGGAGUCACCAUGCUCCAGCGCAUCGGCGCCGGGAUGGUCAUGUCCUGCGUCACCAUGGUCGUCGCGGCGCUCGUGGAGGCCAAGCGCCUCCGCGUGGCCACGGACGCUGGCCUGCUCGACCGGCCCGACGUGGCGGUGCCGAUGAGCCUGUGGUGGCUGGUGCCGCAGUACGUCCUGGUCGGCUUCGCGGAGGUGUUCUGCUUCAUCGGGCUGGAGGAGUUCUUCUACGACCAGGUGCCCGACGGGCUCCGCAGCGUGGGGCUGGCCCUGUGCCUCAGCAUCUUCGGCGUGGGGAGCUACGCCAGCGGCAUGCUCGUGUGGGCGGUCGACUGGGCCACGACGAGGGGCGGGGGAGACAGCUGGUUCGCCGACAACCUCAACCGCGCGCACCUUGAUUACUUCUACUGGAUCUUGGCUGGGCUCAGCGCCUUGGAGGUGGUCGUGUUCUUGUAUUUUGCAAACCGGUAUGUGUACCGGAAGAAAUCUGAGCAGCCAGUCGUCCUCCAUUAGGGCAUCAACAACUGGAAGCACAACGGUGUCCAGUGGUAUAGAAAGCUGCACUCUGCAGUGCGCUACAAACACCUUCCUACAGUGCAUUGUCGAUAUAUAUAGAUGCAUACUGCCGGUUAUGAAGAAACUCAUAAUGUAUGAUGAUCAACAGUUAAUCUUAUCUUUGUGCUGUACGUUC